UUGAGUGGCGCGCUCUGUGCCUCUUGCUGUCCCUGGCCUGGUUGCUUUUGGCAUGGAGGAAAUUUAUGCUAAGUUUGUGUCACAGAAAAUCAGCAAGACCCGCUGGCGACCGGUACCUCCGGGGAGCCUGCAGACCGUGGAGACUUUCGCCACGGGCUCUUGGGACAAUGAGGAAAAUUAUGUUUCACUGUGGUCUAUUGGAGAUUUUGGGAACUUGGACUCUGAUGGAGGAUUUGAAGGAGACCAUCAGUUAUUGUGUGAUAUCAGACACCAUGGUGAUGUAAUGGAUUUACAAUUUUUUGACCAGGAAAGAAUUGUAGCUGCUUCAUCAACAGGAUGUGUAACAGUUUUCCUUCACCAUCCGAAUAACCAGACUCUGUCAGUCAGCCAGCAGUGGACAACAGCUCAUUACCACACGGGUCCAGGCAGUCCUUCCUGUAGCAGUGCACCAUGCACAGGUGUUGUGUGCAGCAACCCAGAAAUUGUCACAGUUGGAGAAGAUGGUCGAAUAAAUCUCUUCAGAGCUGAUCACAAGGAAGCUAUAAGAACUAUAGACAAUGCAGAUAGCAGUACACUCCAUGCUGUAACCUUCCUUCGAACUCCUGAGAUUCUUACAGUAAAUUCAAUUGGACAGUUAAAAAUAUGGGAUUUUAGACAACAAGGAAAUGAGCCCUCUCAGAUAUUAUCACUGACUGGUGACCGAGUGCCACUCCACUGUGUUGAUAGACAUCCCAACCAGCAGCAUGUUGUAGCUACCGGUGGUCAGGAUGGAAUGUUAAGUAUUUGGGAUGUUAGACAAGGUACAAUGCCCGUGUCUCUACUGAAGGCUCAUGAAGCUGAAAUGUGGGAAGUUCACUUUCACCCAUCCAACCCAGAUCAUCUAUUUACUUGUUCUGAAGAUGGAUCUCUCUGGCAUUGGGAUGCCUCCACAGAUGUACCUGAGAAAUCAUCACUCUUUCACCAAGGAGGAAGAAAUAGUACUUUUUUGUCUCAUAGCAUUAGUAACCAAGCUAAUGUUCAUCAAUCUCUUAUAAGCUCCUGGCUCAUCACUGACCCUGCCAAAGACCGUAUUGAAAUCACAAGCUUGCUUCCCAACAGGACUUUGUCUGUGAACAGUUUGGAUGUUUUAGGUCCUUGUCUUGUUUGUGGAACCGAUGCAGAAGCAAUUUAUGUUACUAGACAACUUUUUUCAUGAAGAUACUAAAAGAGUUCAUGUAAAACAUACAGUUAUAGCCUUUCAAAUUCCAGCUUCUCUAUGCAAAUUUUUAUUAUUGGAAAUUUGCAGGGGAAGCAUCCAUAAACUAUUGUUAAUUUUGAUGCCCAGUUUCAGCCUUUGUUAGUUGAAUAUUCUUCUAAUAGUUAGUAGCUAGAGUCUGAUUAAUGACUGAUGGCAAAAGAACUGGACCAUGUGGAAGAACAUCAGAGGGAUCCUUGUGCUGAUAAAUGCACUGCCUUCAGCACAAUUCUGGACAGCUCAUGGAACCAACUCUUCAUUGUUGAUGUUGCAGGCCUCAAAAAUGUCAAACCACCAAUGGGUUCCUAUCCUUUUUAUCAACGGUGUGUGGGGUAUACCCCUCCCUGGUGGCCUUAGCUAGUAUUUAUUCUUUUUUACCACAAGUAUUUUCUUCAGUUCUUCCACAUUUUAUUUACUUAAUAAUUUUUGUAAACUUUUUUCAGAAAGAAUUGAGAACAAAAAUGGCAAAAUUUUUGUAGUGUUCAAAUUUUUUUAAAGGUAAAAAUGUUUUGACAGUUUCCUUUACUGGAAUGGGUUUGAACAGAACUCCGUCAGCUCCUUAGACCCAACUUUAUUUCUCUUGAAAAGAAAAAAAGACAAGUACAUUUUUCCUAAGGAUUUUUGCUUUUAUUUAGUUUUACAACGUAGUUGAAAAUUGCUGACUUGGACACUGUGCAGUAAGAUAGGAUUUGACAUUGAUAAAUGAGCUGACUUACAAACGAAUUUGAUAGGUAACAUGCAGAGACUAAUAUGAUGAUGUGGUAGGAGUACAGAGUUUUGCCAUCUUUAUCUUUAAUGUUAAUGAUGACCUAACAUGCAGUGUUUUAAGACAAUUUUAUGAUAUUGUCUUUCUAAAGUUUGUUAGAUUAAAUGCAUUAUUGAACUGUUAAGACCUUAAUGACAAAUCACUCCUAUUACACAAUUGAAGUGUAUGUUUAUUUACUUUACAAUUCCAACAAUAAUUACUAUGAAGUUUUGUCUUUCCGUCCCAAUAAAUAUUUGCAGUUUUUUUAUGCCACCUUACCUCAGGGUUUUUUGGAUUUUGUUUUUUGUUAACAUUUUAAAAUGGAAUACAUAUAUGCAUCUGCUGUUUUAUAUAUAUUUGGCUCAAAAAUAUUUGACUGAAUGGACUUGCCUCGCGGUCCAGUGGUUAAUGCAGGGGGCACAGGUUCGAUCCCUGGUCGGGGAACUAAGAUCCCACAUGCUGCACAGCACAGCCUAAAAAAAAAAAUCGACUGAAGAUAAUUAGUAACUUUGAAUUCCAAAGAAUCAGAGAAGGAAAGAAAACGUUGCUGAUAGGAAUUCUUAAUCUGUUUAUAGUUUUAUUGCUGGGGCUAAUUUUUAAAACUUUCUGUUAUUACAAAAGUCAUUCAUUGUAGAAAAGACAGUCAAAAGAAAAUUGUAAGUACUUAAUCUCAAAGAGAGACAAUUCUUUUCAUACUGUCUUCUAUCCAUCAAUGUAUAUAGUUUUUCUGUAAAAAAAAAAAGAAAUAUACAUGUUAUAUUUGUAGAUGCACAUUCUCUAGCAGUCAACACGUGAAUUCAAUAAUAAAAAUAUAGCUAAGAAUUCUCCUCUGACUUUAUAUUUCCCUUUGUAUGAAUGUCUUGCUGCAGCCUAAGCUACAGUGUCCCUCUCUUCAUCCGGUACAGGCAUCCUCCCAUUCUACUCGGCAGGCUAACAUCUUUGCUUUGAAUGGCCCAGAGUUGAUCUCAUCACUGGAAGACCCUAGCUCCCAGGUGGCACAUUUUCCGUGUACAGUGAAUGGCAAACUUGUUGUGCCUCUGCUUCGAUCCGUAUUAUCUGCUGCUGAAAAGUUUGAAGGUUACAUGUACGUUGUUAGCACCCUUCUCAGUUUCCAGCAGCAAUGUAUACAAUUUCCCUUGAUCACUACAGUAAGUAAUUGGUAGAGGGGGGGAACCAGACAUACAGGCUUAGCAUACUAGCUUGGAAUGGAAACAAGUUUGAAGUUUGAAGCUUUGAUUUGAUUUAAGGGUAUUUGUAACCAUAAGUAGAAGGAAGUACAUUUGAAUAGUGUUACAUUUUCUAUCAAUUGAAGAGUUCUGCCAGGCUUAAUAAGAAACAUAAGAAACUUCUCUAUCCUUAUUGAUAAAUAAAACCCUAAUUUAUGAAUUUGUUAAUUCUCACUGCUUUUAUUCAUGAAACUAUCAAAUAAAAUUUCUUUUGAGGGCUGUAGGAUCUCAGAGGUGAAAGAUAUCUUGGAGGGCAUCUCCAUACUAAAUUUAAUCAACACUUCCACAGCACCCCCAACGAAUUAUCAUCCAACCUCUACUUGAAAAUAUACCAUGAUAAAGUUUCCCAUUUCCCAAUGUAGCCUCCUUGUUUGGAUAGCUGUAAUUGAUAUUGCAUUAUAGCAGGGUUUUAGUGUGUGAGUGGGAUCCAAAACAAUCGUAUAAAAAAAGAAUCAUUAUUCUGGGUUAAUGAAAUGAUCAUGUGAACCUAUGAGAUGGAACCAAACACCAUUUUAUCGAAUUUGCAUUCUGUUGGGGCACUUUACUAUAAGGUUCAACUAAAUAAAUGAAUUUUCACAUACUGAACUGAAAUUUGCUUCCAUUUGUCUUCUUUUCUCAGGAGCCACAAAAAACAAAUUUAAUUCUUUUCAUCAUAUAUUCAAAUGUUCAGAACUACGUAUUGUAGCUUCUUUGGGGUAAAC
Molecule: messenger RNA, 3906 nt
Organism: Globicephala melas (long-finned pilot whale)
Lineage: Eukaryota; Metazoa; Chordata; Mammalia; Artiodactyla; Delphinidae
Gene: NUP43
Product: nucleoporin 43
Cellular component (GO): nuclear pore outer ring
Molecular function (GO): protein binding
Source: RefSeq, a predicted model, not a curated record